GCAAACGUUUUCGAAUACACACCGCUUACAAUGUGUUGCAGAAAGAACCGCCAGCAACGUUCUGAACAACAACUGUUGUAUUCGCCACCAAGACGAACCUGUUGUAAAACACGUCCCGUACAGGCUCAGUCGAACACCAUCGGCACGUAUAGUUCAUCUCAACGGUCCACCAUGGCUGGUCUCAUCGCAGUCAGUAUUGGCCUUGGUGCUGAGAAACUGGGACGUACUAUCUCCGAGAAGAGGCUCGAAAGAAAGGAGAAGAAGGCUAUUGCUCAACACGAAGCUAUAUAUGGCUCUUCGUCAUCUGCUCCACCGCCGCCAAUGACGACCCGAGAGCGGCAAAAUAAGACCCAGAACAAACGCGAAGAGGCUCAGCGGGCGCUUGAUGAAGCUCGUCGAGAGCAACCAAGCGUUCCACAAUAUGAAAUCAGACGCCCAACUAGGGAACCGCAAGAUAUGGCUCCCUGGACUUCCUCCAGCAAAGGCGCUGCUGCGCACGACCGAAUCGAAGCGCCGAUCACAGUACGAGGUUACCUCAUGUGCGUCUUCGCCGCGUUUGGUGGUAUCCUUGUCGGCUAUGACUCGGGCUAUAUCAAUGGAAUAUUAGGCAUGGACUACUUUAAGCAGCAGUUUGGAGGACCUUCCGCCAGUGAAGAAGCUUAUAACGGCCACCUUUACAAAACAUGGGAGAAGUCUCUCAUCGUGUCUAUUCUCUCUGCUGGUACUUUCUUCGGAGCUCUUACCGCGGGGUCCAUAGCAGACUGGAUCGGCCGUCGCGCCACUAUCAUCACCGGAACCAAGGACCGCAUGGACUCUAGUGCGUAUCGUACCCCUAUUGGAUUGCAGUGGCUAUUUGCGACUGUCCUCGGCGUUGGCCUCUUCUUACUACCUGAAUCACCCCGUUGGUAUGUCAAGAAAGGUCGCCGUGAAGAUGCGGCUCGUGCUCUUGGUACCUUACGUGGGCAGGCUGCCAACUCGGAAUAUGUCAGGGAUGAGCUUAAUGAGCUCAUCGCUAAUCAUGAAUACGAGAGGCAUAUGCAAGCGGACUGGGCCGAUUGCUUUUGUGGUGGAUGGAAGCCAUCUAGCAAUCUCCGCCGUGUAGUCCUCGGAAUGGCACUCCAAAUGAUGCAGCAGUGGACUGGCGUGAAUUUCGUCUUCUACUACGGCUCUACUUUCUUCAAGACAGUCGGCAUACAGAAUGCCUUCCUGGUUUCUAUGAUCACGACCGCCGUCAAUGUUUGCUCCACACCCAUCUCAUUUUGGACCAUCGAGAAGUUCGGCCGGCGCGCGCUCCUAAUCUAUGGCGCUGUCGGUAUGCUCGUCUGUGAAUUCAUUAUCGCCAUUGUCGGUACGGUUGACGAAGGCAGCAAGGCGGCUGGGUUGUGCCUCAUCGUCUUUACCUGCAUCUACAUCUUCUCCUUUGCAUCGACCUGGGGUCCAGGUGCUUGGGUUCUGAUAGGCGAAAUCUUUCCUGUCCCCAUACGUGCCAAGGGCGUCGCUCUUUCAACAGUCAGCAAUUGGUUCUGGAACUUUGUCAUCGGCUUCAUCACCCCCUAUAUGGUUGACGAGACCUACGGGAAUAUGAAGGCUAAAGUUUUCUUCGUUUGGGGUGCUACAUGCACUGUCUGCGUUCUCUUUGCGUACUUCUUGGUGCCUGAGACUAAGGGUUUAUCCCUCGAGCAAGUCGAUCGCAUGCUUGAGGAGACGACCCCACGCACAUCGAAGAAAUGGGUUCCACAUAGCCUGUUUGAAGACCGCGCUGGUGUAUCCUCACUAGACACGGCGGAGAAGAUGAACAGUCGCGAGCCGAUUGCGCAUCGCGAACAUCGCGAUAUCUAA
Alternaria burnsii is the source of this 1839-nucleotide messenger RNA. RefSeq names its product general substrate transporter. Gene Ontology annotation, molecular function: carbohydrate:proton symporter activity. Gene Ontology annotation, cellular component: membrane. Lineage: Eukaryota; Fungi; Ascomycota; Dothideomycetes; Pleosporales; Pleosporaceae. The transcript is spliced from 8 exons. Gene Ontology annotation, biological process: transmembrane transport; carbohydrate transport. The annotation marks the transcript as partial. The record is from RefSeq and is a predicted model, not a curated record.